Messenger RNA from Loa loa (African eye worm), 3489 nucleotides. RefSeq names its product STE/STE20/MSN protein kinase. Gene Ontology annotation, molecular function: protein kinase activity; ATP binding. NCBI's taxonomy places the organism in Eukaryota, Metazoa, Nematoda, Chromadorea, Rhabditida, Onchocercidae. Gene Ontology annotation, biological process: protein phosphorylation. The transcript has 24 exons. The record is from RefSeq and is a predicted model, not a curated record. The coding region runs from base 1 to 3489 and encodes 1162 amino acids.
AUGUUUUUGCAGGAUCCGGCUGGGAUAUUCGAAUUAAUCGAAGUAGUUGGUAAUGGUACAUACGGUCAAGUUUACAAGGGAAGACAUGUUAAAACCUCACAAUUGGCCGCCAUAAAAAUCAUGAACAUCAAUGAGGAUGAGGAAGAAGAAAUCAAGAUGGAGAUCAACAUGCUAAAAAAGUAUUCGCAUCAUCGCAACAUUGCUACUUAUUAUGGAGCUUUUAUCAAAAAACUGCCUUCGUCUACGGGAAAACUAGAUCAGCUAUGGUUAGUAAUGGAAUUCUGUGGUAGUGGUUCGGUGACAGAUCUUGUCAAAAGUACUAAAGGCAGUUCACUUAAAGAAGACUGGAUAGCUUACAUAUGCCGUGAAAUUCUCAGGGGUUUAUAUCAUUUACAUCAAAAUAAAGUGAUUCAUCGUGAUAUCAAGGGACAAAACGUUCUACUUACUGACAGUGGUGAAGUUAAACUGGUUGAUUUUGGUGUGAGUGCUCAAUUGGACAGAACAGUUGGGCGCAGGAACACAUUUAUAGGAACCCCUUACUGGAUGGCACCGGAAGUAAUAGCUUGCGAUGAAAACCCAGAUGCAACAUACGAUUCUCGAAGUGAUCUAUGGUCAUUAGGAAUUACAGCAUUGGAAAUGGCAGAAGGCCAUCCACCGCUAGUUGAUAUGCAUCCCAUGAGAGCAUUAUUUCUUAUUCCUCGGAACGCACCACCACGAUUGAAACGAGGCAAAAAAUGGUCGAAGAAAUUCGAUUCUUUCAUCGAAACAGUGCUAGUGAAAGACUACCAUCAACGCCCCUACACAGAUCAACUUUUGAGGCAUCCAUUUAUUCGGGAACAACCACCUGAAAGACAGACACGUAUAGCAAUCAAAGAUCAUCAAGAUAGACAUCGUAGGAUUACCACUAAGAAAGAUGAAACAGAAUAUGAAUAUUCGGGAAGUGAUGAUGACGAAAAUCAUGGACAAAUGGGUAAACCUCUUGACGUAGCUGCAGAAUUAGCUGGCGUAGUACAGUCAACACAGGACAACACUCUGCGGAAAGGUUUUCAGCGCUUGCAAGAAAAUAAUAAGAAUAUGUUCGAGCAUUCACCGUCACAACCGAUCAGACAACGUUCUGCUCUUGCUGGACCUAUUGUUUUACCAUCUGGGCAGCAUCAUCAUAUUUCACAGCAUCAACAAAAACAUCCAUCCACUUCGCAAGCAUUUCAACGCAGUCCUAGAUUCGGUGUCGUCGAUGACUCUCGAGAGCACGUCAAAUUACGACAACAACAGGUGGAUCCACGCUUGGCGCUGAAUGGUUUGGGCCAUCAACGUCACGGUGAUCAUAACCGGCGAUCACAGCGACCUCUUUCUCAUCAUCAAGCGCGUGGUAUAUCACCACAUCAUGCGAGUGCUCUAGUGCCUCAACCGAACCAUCCCGCUGCUCCGCAUCUUGCUGAUCUUGCCAAUUACGAUCGGAAACGUCGAAGCGAGAAAGAAGCAGCACGGGUGGCAGUUGAACAGCGGCGUGAUAGAAGUGCUGCAUCACGUGAUCAGGUUCGUGAUAUGUCUCGAGAGCUAAAAACUCCUCCACAUAUUGCUCGUGUAAGUGCCUCAGUAACCGCUCCAACACCUGUACGAAAGAUGAGCGAACCCGUCUUGAAUGGCAAAGCUGAAAAUCAGGAUUUGGAUGUGUUAGCAAAUGAGCUAACACGAAUGGGAAGACACCAACAAAAUGGUAAUUACAGUCCGCCACCACCAGCCCCACCACCGCGUGAUACAUCGAUAAUGAGUGCAGUGGAUGAAGCUGGUGGAUCUCCUCUUGAUGGCACUCUUCUCGCGAGUGAACCUGUGCUAGAAGAAGGGACACUUCGUGGUCCGAACAAGCCAUUACCGCCAACACCAACGGAUCAGUCACCAGUAUCCGACAUUCCUGGCGACGACGGAACUUUGCUUGCUUCUCACAAGGUAAAUGGAAGUAUAGAUCAUCGUCGUAGUAAUAGUGAUUCGUUGAGUAAAAAUCGACAGUCUCAAAUGGUGAAGGCAGCUUCAAUGCCCGAUCAGACACCAACAGCAGCCGAGAUAAUUAUUGGUUCCGUUUCGAGCGGUAGUGAGGGUUCUGGAUCAUCACCUGAUGCAUCACCCUUUGACGCUCGCAAAAGCACCAAUCGAACAUCUGGUUCAGCAGUAAGUGGACAACGAUAUGGUGUCAUGCCGGAUUUGUUACCGAGAACUCCAAUUGAACGUUCCGCCCCAUUCCUCGCCUUUACAAAAGACGGUAGUUCUCCAAGUAUUGAGUCACAAAGCGCUGAUGAGUAUCCUUCUGGUGUGAAUAGUUUGCCAAGAAUCCAAGCAUCUCUGGCAGCACGUGAUCGUGAGAAAUCGUUCGUUGCAUACUUCGGUGCGGGUAUGAGCGGAUCUGGUACGGUAAAUCGACCAGGAAGAGCGCAAGAUACUAAUCAGGUACAAGUGAAUGUCAACCCAAAUCCGGUAGCAACAAGUAAUGGUUUGCACUCUGAUGGAGAUGCUCCUGAAAUUCGCAAAUACAAAAAAAAUUUAGCGAUUCUGUGUGCAGCACUUUGGGGAGUAAAUUUAUUGAUAGGAACUGAUUCAGGUCUUAUGUUACUUGAUCGUAGUGGUCAAGGCAAAGUGUAUCAAUUGAUAACACGUCGUCGCUUUGAACAAAUGACAGUACUUGAAGGUCAAAAUAUACUCGUGACAAUAAGUGGACGAAAACGACGAAUACGUGUAUAUUACCUAUCAUGGCUCAAACAAAAAAUUCUCCGAACUGAAGGUGUAAAUGGUGUUGAGUUAGAAAAAAGAAAUGGCUGGGUGAACGUUGGUGAUCUACAAGGUGCCGUGCAUUUUAAAAUUGUCCGUUAUGAAAGAAUCAAAUUUCUUGUAGUGGGUCUGGAAAGUACGGUUGAGAUUUACGCAUGGGCUCCGAAGCCUUACCACAAAUUUAUGGCAUUUAAGGCAUUCAGUCAACUUAUUCAUUUACCGCUUAUUGUUGAUUUGACGGUGGAGAAAAAUUCCCGUCUAAAAGUACUCUAUGGUUCUCGUGAAGGAUUUCAUGCCAUUGAUUUGGAUUCCGGUUCUAUUGAUGACAUUUACACACCUGCUAACACGGAAACGGUAGUUACACCGCACUGCAUAGUAAUACUGCCGAACAGUAACGGGAUGCAGCUGCUGCUGUGUUACAAUAACGAAGGUGUCUAUGUUAGUACAUAUGGCAAAGCAACAAAGAGUGUUUUUCUGCAGUGGGGAGAAACUCCUUCUUCUGUAGCAUAUAUUUCAACGGGUCAGAUAAUGGGAUGGGGUAAUAAAGCAAUAGAAAUCAGAUCUGUUGAUACCGGCCAUUUGGAUGGUGUUUUUAUGCACAAAAAAGCGCAGAAAUUGAAAUUUUUAUGUGAGCGCAAUGAUAAAGUGUUCUUUUCGAGUGCAAAAGGAGGAGGCGCAUGUCAGAUCUACUUUAUGACGCUGAAUAAACCUGGGUUAUCAAACUGGUAA